CCAGCCACAAAGAAAAAAAUACUGAAAGAUUGUUCGAUUUCAAUGUGAAAAAUGAGUUUUCAUCAACGCACUGGAAAACGAAUCACAUUAAAAAAUGAUAACAAGACUGCGCUCCGGAAUGUUAAUGAAUUUAAUCAUGGAAUUGUUCUAUCUCGAUAUCCUCUUAUUGAUGAUGAAAAAUUUGAAGUGAGAAUUGAUGUGAAAAUAAGUUCAUGGUCUGGAUCAAUAGAAAUCGGUGUAACAACUGCUAACCCUGAAACUGUAGAUUUACCUGCAUGUGCAAGUAAACUAAAGAACGGAACAUGGAUAAUGAGUGGAAUUUCAAUUCUCAAAGACGGAAAUUCUUUGUGUGAAUAUUAUGGCGGUGAUUUAGACAAAUUAAAUGAAGGCGACCGUGUAGGAGUGAUGAGAACAUCUACAGGAGAUUUAAUAUUUUUCAUCAAUGGAGAAUCUCAAGGAGUUGCUGCACGAGAAAUUCCAAAGAAUAUUUAUGCACUCAUAAAUCUUUAUGGGAAAUGUGGACAAGUUACGGUGACCUCAGAGGAAAAUAUUCAAGAACACGAUGAUGACUUGUCGUCAACACAAAUCUCACAAAACAUUGAAAUUCCAAUGUCUGUUGAGCUUUCCAUCGAUAGCACAUCAUCAAUGGAUCAUUCUUUUGAUCCAAAUGAUAAACUUCGUUUUCACACGCGAUGUGGUUCAUUAGUUAAACUCACGAACAAUUUACGUUGUGCUGAAAGAAGAAGACCGUUCGAUGAAUUCAACAAUGGAAUUGCAAUGACUCAUAGACCUCUACGAGAUAAUGAAUUAUUUGAAAUCAGAAUCGACAGACUGGUUGACAAAUGGUCGGGAUCAAUUGAAGCUGGAGUAACAACACAUUGUCCUAAUGCACUUCAGUUUCCGGCAACAAUGACAAAUCUUCGUUCUGGAACGAUAAUGAUGUCAGGUUGUGGAAUUCUAACAAAUGGAAAGGGAACACGUCGGGAGUAUGGAGAAUUUAAUCUUGACGAGCUUAGAGAGGGUGAUAGAAUAGGAAUGAUAAGAAAAUCAAAUGGAAAUCUUCAUUAUUAUAUCAAUGGAAGAGAUCAAGGAGUGGCAGCGACAAGAGUUGCACAGACACUGUGGGGUGUCAUUGAUCUCUAUGGGAUGACAAUUAAAGUUACGAUUGUUGAUCGCGAUGAAAUUGAAGAACAAAAUCUCGUGACACGACGUAACAAUAAUUUACUUCCAAUGCCAUCAACAGAAUCAUCAUCAGUCAUUCAAUCUGAUUAUGACGAUCGCAAUGAUCGGUUAUGUUUUCAUCAAAUUUGUGGAUCAAAUGCACAAGUAACUCAUAGUCUAAGAACAUGUUUAAGACCAAAUGCUGCUGAAGAUUUUAACAAUGGAGUUGUUUUAACAAAAAGACCUUUAAAACCAAAUGAAAUAUUUCAAGUUCGAUUAGAACGAAUUGAAAAGAAAUGGGCUGGAAGUAUUGAAAUUGGUGUAACAACGCACACUGCUCUUGAACUUGAAUUUCCUUUCACCAUGACAAAUGUUCGUUCAGGCACUUGGAUGAUGACUGGAAAUGGUGUUAUGCAGAAUGGAACAACAAUUAUCGAACAAUAUGGACAAAAUCUUGAUCGCUUACAAGUCGGCGAUAGGGUUGGGGUUGUAAGACGAGAUGAUGGUACUUUACACUUUUUUGUUAAUGGAAUUGAUCAAGGGCCGGCAGCUGAAAAAGUCCCCGAGAAAGUUUAUGGCGUGAUUGAUCUCUAUGGUCAGGCUGCACAAGCAAGCAUUGUUGAUGUUUCUGAAUGCCAAACACCCGACGACACAGUCAACUCAACAAUUUCUAAUACAACUCUCUUCAGCACUGAACCAAAACUUCGUUUUCAUCAAAUCCAUGGUCGUAAUGCUCGAUUAAGUAGUAAUUUUCUCGUGGCAAGUCGACCAAAAGCUCUUGCUGAGUUUAACGAUUCUAUUGUUUUUAGUAAUCGUUCAUUAAGACAACGUGAGUUGUUUGAAGUUAUGAUUGAGAAUGUUGUUGAACAUUGGAAUGGUUCGAUUGAAAUUGGAGUAACUGGUGUGAGACCUGAAGAGUUAACACUCCCAAGUACAGCAACCGAUUUGGAUAACAAUACAAUUAUGGCUUCGGGAACUACGUUGAUGUUUAAUGGCGUUACAGUGAGAAACGAUUUACCAUUUGACUUGGACAAUUGUAAAUCUGGAUGUCGAAUUGGUGUGAUGAGAAAUGGAAACAACAUUCAUUUCUUCUUGAAUGGUGUUGAUCAAGGCCCAGCACAUGAAUGUCGAGCACAAAAUAUUUAUGCGGUCAUCGAUCUUUAUGGGCAAUGUUCUCAAGUGAGUUUAUGUGUUGGAAACAACAUUGCACCUUAUGCAACAUCCGAAAACUCACAAAGUCUUCAAAUGACUUCAAUCAUCCAGCCAGUUGCAGAUAUCAAACAUCAUCGUUUUUCAGUUAUUUCCGGCAAUUGUGCUUUACUACAAAAUUGGACAGUUGCAAUCCGAUGCACAAACUCAGCUUUAUCAAGAUGUUUAGUCUUCUCUGAACGUCAUCUUGUAGCAGGUGGUGAACCGUUUGAGAUUAGAAUCAAAGAAAUGAACAAGUUUUAUGCUGGUCACAUUCGAAUUGGUGUGACAGAUUUGAAUCUAUCUGAUGAACAUAUUCGUAAAAAUAUUCCAACGACAAUCAAACGACUUGGUGCCAAUGUUUGGUAUGUGACGGGUAAUGAAGUUCGGCAUAAUAAUGAGUUGUUAAGACGAUCAUUAGCAUCAGUUGAGUGGCUUCGUGUCGGUGAUCGAAUAACUUUAGAAUUGACAGCAACUAAAACAUUGAGAAUUCUAUUAAAUUCUGAAGACGUCAACAUUUAUUUUGAAGAUGUUCCUGUUAAUGUUCAUGUAGUUGUUGAACUUCAAGGUGCUAUAAUGGCAAUUCAAAUAAUUUCAACAACGCAACAACACACUCCACAAUCACCAUUACGUCCGAUGAUGUUGCGACUUCAGGAUUCACUUGAGCUUGGACUUGAUAUGAACAAACAAGAUUCAAUGCUAGAAUCAAUUGAAGCCGACAGUUAUUCAUAUGAAUUUGCUGAAAAUUGUGGAACGAAUGUGAAGUUGAGUGAUGAUAAGAAAUCAGGAACACGCAUUCAAUCUUACAGUAAUGGCAUUGUUUGCAUUAGUAGACCUUUGCUUCGAGGACAAAGUUUAAGCUUAAAAAUUAAUCAAUUAAACACUAAAUGGAAUGGAUCAUUAGCACUUGGUGUUAUUGGAAUUAACCCAAAUAAUAAAAUAAUAUUUCCAGCUACAUCAAUUAAUCUCGAACGUCCUUGCUGGAUUAUUUCGCAAGAACAUUUUAAUAUAAAUGGAAUGAAAAGUAAAACAACGAGGUUUUAUGAAGCACUUGAUCAGAUAAAAGUUGGAACAAUCAUAACAGUUUCAAUUAGUACAACAGGUGCGUUAUCAUUUGCAAUUGGAUCAUUGUCGUUUCAAGAUGUUAUCGUUGGUUUGCCAAGUCAAGUUUAUCCAAUCUUUGAUGUUUAUGGGAAAUGUCAUAAACUGACAAUAAUUUCUGAAAAUCAACGAAUUCCAACGUCAGCGAGUGAUGAAAAUGUCGUCAGUAAUCUUGAAGUCGAAAGUAUCCAACAGAAUUGUGAAAAAGCUGAUUUGGAAGUUCAUGAAAAGGAAACAGAUCAAACUACACCAACACCAAGUACUUCAGCUGCUGCUUUAAUGAGUCGUUCUGUGAUGGAAAGUGUUUCAGCAAAUGAAUUUACAAAUUUAAGCAUUAAAAAUCGAACAGCAAAUGAAUCGAGAAAUUUGGAAUUAUCGAAUUCUUGCUGCCUGCGUGAAUCACUUCAACUUCAACAUUCUACGAAUCUCAACAUUCAACGUUCACAAAGCACUCAUCGUUUCACGAGCUUAAUGGGUAGUAGUGGAAGUAACAACAAUUAUCAUAUUGAUGAUAUAGCAUUGGCUAGUAGCAGCACUCUGGUAGACAAUCUUCGUAUACAAUCUAAUCGAUUUAAUAACGAUCAGAUUAACAACACGACAAGAAAUGAAAGCAUUGCACAACAAGCACAGCAAUUACAACAAAUGAAUAAUAAUCAAGAAGUUUUAGAAAAUGUUUCGAUAAGAAAUGAAGAUUGUGAUUAUUUGAAGCUAUUAAUUGGAUUUAAGCGAACUCUCACUAUCCCUGAUAUUUACUUUUUGCCAAACUCUUUACCGACAUGUUUUUGUGAAAGUUGUUGCAAACCUAACAGUUUACUCAGGGGAUGGGUUCGUUUCUCUAUCAAUCAACAGAUAACAAAUCCAGCAAACAUUCCACAAACAAGUUCUGGUGAUAGUUGGAUUACAGCUUAUUGCGCAACAAGAGUUGAUAAGAUUCGUUCUGUGUUAGAUCAUGGACAGCCAAUUCCAAAUGCAGAAAUUGAACAAUUUCUAGUCAGAAAUAAUAAUCAAGCGGGAUCUAGUGACAUGGAGAACUUUGUUACAGGAAUCAUUUUAAGAUCACAACCUGAUAACAAAGAUAAGCUUGAUGGGCCAUAUGUUCAUCGUUAUUUAAGCAAUUCUGUAUUUUAUCGUAUUUGUUGUUCUUUUGAAAUCAAAGUUCGAGCAUCAUCAUUGAAAAGUUUGGAAACAUCUAGUCAAGUAUGCAAGGUUUGGACGGCGAAAGAAGCUAAUUCUUGUAUUUUAAUUGGAUUAUGUAUUUGUUUAGUUCCGGUAUAGAGAAACAAAUUUAUUCAAAUUUUUAAUUCAAAAUUGUCAUAAAAAUAAUUUAGAAAAAAUUAACG
Messenger RNA from Clunio marinus, 4790 nucleotides. The record is from the annotation of a GenBank genome assembly. Lineage: Eukaryota; Metazoa; Arthropoda; Insecta; Diptera; Chironomidae.